GGGACCGGGCGCGGGGAGCGGGGCGGGGGCCCGGGCGGUCUCGUGCCAGCGGAGCGGCCCCGCGCGCCCCUGGGCGGGGCUGGGGCGCCCCCCAGCGGCGGGGCGCGGAGGUGCCCGCGCGCGGGGCCGGUGAGGCGGCGGGGCCGGUGAGGCGGCGGGGCCGGUGAGGCGGCGGGAUGCUGCCUUCGCUCUCCCCGCGCCGCUCCGCCUGAGGCGGGACGGGGCAGCCAUGCAGCCGGCACUCCGCUAGGUGAGCGCGGCUCCGCACCUACCCCCUGAGCAGCGCGGCGGCACCGGCACCCCCGGCACCAUGAGGAACGGCGAUGACUUGGAGGGCUUCGACGGUGAGGCGUCCAGCACCUCCAUGAUCUCGGGGGCCAGCAGUCCCUACCAGCCCACCACUGAGCCCGUCAGCCAGCGCCGCGGGCUGGGCGGCCUCCGCUGCGACCUGGAAUACCUGCGGGGCACGUUCGGCAGGAUCAAGCUGGCCGAGGUGGUUUUGGCACUGAUUGCGUUCAUCUGCAUAGAGACCAUCAUGGAAUGUUCCCCUUGCGAAGGCCUUUAUUUCUUCGAGUUUGUGAGCUGUAGUGCAUUGGUGGUUACUGGAGUUCUGUUGCUUAUGUUCAGUCUAAAUCUUCACACAAGAAUACCACAGAUCAACUGGAAUCUUACUGAUCUGGUCAACACUGGACUCAGCACUUUCUUCUUUUUCAUUGCCUCUGUAGUACUUGCUGCUUUAAACCAUAAAACUGGAGCAGAAAUUGCUGCUGUGAUAUUUGGUUUCUUGGCAAUGGCAGUGUAUGCUGUGAACACAUAUUUAGCUAUUAAAAAGUGGCGAAUGAACAGCAGACAACAAAACAGUCGGCAGACCAGUGAUUACAUACGUGCUCGGACAGAGUCCAGAGAAGUAGAUCAUCGCCCUGAGAUUCAGCGUCUGGAUGCGUGAAAGAAACAUUCAAAUGGGACUGUAAAGGGAAAAGAAGACGUGUUUAACUCCCUCAUGGAAUAAAGGGUUUUUUUCUUUAUUUAAGGAGGAAAAGGAAGAUCAGACGGUGUCAAAGAAUGCCCAGCCCUGCACAUGUGCAGAGAUGCAUUGAGUCAAAAGCUGUUGUCAUGAAGGCAGUAAAUGUUGGUCAUUCAAAAGCAAGAUCCAUUUAAGAUGUCCACAUAUAUAUUAUAUAAGCUAUAUAAUAUAUGUGUAUAUAUAAUAUAUGUUUUGAAGUAUGUUCUUGUUUUGGAUUAACUGCACAUUACUUUAUUUCCGUCUUGCAAAUGCAGACUUUCUGCCACUGUUUCUUUGUUGUAAACACUCAAGACCAGCACUAUAUUGGCUGGUUAAUAUAGGAAAGAAAUCCACCAAAAGUAAAUUUAAUAUACAUAAAAAGGAAGUGAGGGGCAAACAGCAAUAACUUCAGCCAUAUGUCAUGUUCAACAAACUCUGUGUCCAUCUUCAUGCAGCCCUGGCAGUGCAGCUCAAUUCUCAUCUGCAGUAUCUCCUGUAGUGUUGCUGUUGGUGCACUUAUGGACAACCAUGUCACUUUUUUCUUUGAUGGGUGUGGUGCUGAGGUAGUUACCCUGUGGGUUACUCUGAAAUUGCUCAGUUCGUGCAUGGCUUUGGUCAGAUGUGAACUUGUGCAAAGUUAGCAUGUUUACUGAAUGGUCACUAUAAUGCAUCAAGUGCAAGUUUGUGGUUUUCUGCUGAUGUUGGGAUACAUUCUAUUUUUCAUUCAAAAAUGGGAAAAUAAAUAUGCUUGGGAGGUGGGGGGGACACAGUAGAGAAAGAAGGGGUUGUUAUCCAAUUGACUUGCAUUCCAGUCGUGGCUUUCUUUUCUUUCCUUUCCCCCCCUUUUUUUUUUCCAAGGUUCAACCUUUCUGAGAAUCCUAGGUUAAGCAAGAACUAGCCAAAAAAACAUGAUGUGCUUGUAAAGUGUUUCUAAGAUUGCAGUAAUGUGAAACAAAUAUUUUCCUUUUUGGGAGGUUGGUUAUUUCUUCUAGAAACUGUUGGUAGUAGGUAAAACUGUUGGGGUUUUUUUACUUUUUUUUAAUUGGCUGUUUCUGCAGAUUUUUUUCUGUAAUAUUUAUUUCGAAAAUGAGUUCAGAUAAUUGGAGGAUAAUAUGGUUGUUUUGAUUUGUCUAGAAAUAGUUUUACCUAACUGCAGUUUUCUUACUUUGAUUGUACUUACAGUGAACAGAAGGACAUUUGCUGAAAACCCAAAUUUUGCAUUAAUCAUCUAGACACUACUGUAAUGUUACUAGGAGGAUGUCUGUCUUUGCUAUUUUUCUGGUUGUGUGAUUAGUGUUUUUAUCUAUGUAAUUAAUUAUUUGGAAUAUGCAUACCUGCAUGUUACAUGCAGAAAAUUUGUGGGGGAGAGGAUCUCUAGAGCUGAAUUUUUCUGGUGUAAGCUGAUCAAACCUUUGAAAUUAGCAGAACUAUAUGUCACGCAUGCCUGAAUUUCUCUCACAUUUGACUUGAACACUUUUUGCCUUGUGUUCCUGUGUAGCUGUACUUGAAGUGGAUGAAUGCAGGUGACUGGAGUCUUCAGAAGAAAUGGCAUUACAUUGCAGAUAGGUCACUUUUAAAUAUGAAAAACAGGUUAUAGCAAACAGAAGAUCAGUAGAAGUGCCUGGGCCUUUUUAAUACUGGAGGAAACUGGAGUAGUGGCAGGUGUGAACCUAACACUGCAAUGUUUGAAUCAAGUAACAGGGAAUUACUUUGGUGUGUGAAAAACUGGUGACAAAACCAAUGUCUUUUCAUUUUCAAUUUACUGAUGUCUACAGUGCAUUUCACCGUAGUGGCUAAGCUGGAGAUGAAAAUUUAGGAAGAGUUACUAACGAAGUUAAGGAAAACUUGUGUUUUCUUAAUGAGCAAUGGUUUAUCAGUUAUGCUUAUUGUGCUUCAUUGAAAGUUAAUGACAAAGGGGACACUGGUUUUAAAAAAGAUCAGGCCAUAUAAGCCAGCCUCUAGUACUGGGUUUAGAAUAGAACAGACGUUUUAUUGAGGUGGUGUGUGGCCAGGAUUACUGACAGUUCCAGGUUCAAUGUGGUAUGAAAUAAGGAAGGUUAUUAUUGCCAGUACAGUUGUUCUAGCUCUGCUGUUUUUCAGCACUCUGUCUAGUAUUGGCAAAGUUUGCAAGGAGAGUUUCUAGAUUUUGGCAGUUAUCAAAAGGACCUUUUUAAAAGUAGCACAAACAUACUUAUAUUGGAAUUGUAAACUGGCAUUGAAGCAGUUUAAAUGAAGAUUGAUUUAAAAAAGGGGAAAAACCCCACAAAAAAAACCCCAAACAAAAAACCAUCACCAAAGUCCCCAGAUCACCAACUCAAGUACAGAAUAUUAUCCUCCAGAAGAUCCAUGCUUUUAGAAUGGAACUCUCAUCUGAAAUCAAGAAACAGAAGUUAGGUGAUGUAUAUAGCAAGGGCUUUUCAUUAGGGGUGUAAUCUCUUUGCUGGUGAAUGGCAAGGACUGAAAUGGUGCACACAUAAGAACACCCCCUUCCUCUCCUGUACUCCCUGUGUUGAUGGAUUUUUCAGAGGAGUGGGAGGUCUUGUGUGUCUCUAAGUUUAUGAAUUUGCUAUCUUACACCUUCCCUUGCCUAGAAAAAGGAUACAUUCACUGAGCUUUUUCUGUAGUGAGGUCAUGAAUAGCUUUUGUUACCUUUUAGCUGGAUUGAUAAAUGCAGAGUGAUAAUUACACUUGUAAUACAGUGUAGUAUUUUAUCAUGUGGUACACCUGAAUCAUACGAUGACCUUGAAUGCUUUUACAUGUGACGUAAGUUUUCUUGAGCUGAGAACAGUAUGUCAGCAUUUAUUACUUAGGUCAUUACUUGAGCUUAGCAGAACUUUCAGGGUAGAAUUCAAAGAGAAUAUUAAUUUAAAAAAUACUAUCCAAUACACUUUGUAAAACAAAAACAAAUGUAAUUUUGUAAUUUCCUUUUUCUGGAGACCAAAGACAAUUUUAGUCUUGUACAACAUAUACUUUCUAAAAAAAAAUUAAAAAAAAAUCUAAGUUAAGCGUUUUUUUUUUUCUACAGAGACAUUAUUUUUUAUUUGGAUUACAUAGAAGGGAAAAAAAAAGUAGGUGUGAGAGACGACUACAUUUGAAACAUUAAGCUCAUAUUCACAGUUGAUUCUCCUUGCCCCUGACUUGAUUUUACAUGGUGUAUUGAGGAGGUGGUAAUAUUUUAAGACUGUUAGACAAACUGUAGUAAUCUUAAAACAAAACAAAAACAGCUCUGAAGGAGGAAAAUAGGGUUUAAGGUUUAAAGUUUUUUGAAACUCCAUAGAAAAGUGACAUUAAAUUGCUUCUCCUCACCGGUUAGCAUUGCUUGUAAUUUCUGAGCAUAUAGGGAUAAUUUCUUAUAGUGCCUAAGAUUGCUGUUUAGCUCCAUAAAGGGACUGAAAACCCACUAUAAAUAAAAUGAAAUUAAAGCUAAACAGUUGAACCUUGUAGGAUGAGGGUGCUUGAAACUCUAAUGGUUCUAAUUAGUUCUCUUUUGUCAAGUUAAGCUCUCUGAUAUGCAAUCUCCAUGUAUUUGUGUGUAGAAAUGGCUGAAAAUUUUGCAGCCUGUGCACAGACAUUAAACAAGAUAUGACUGGUGCAACAGCAUCAUAAUUGAUCUAUAGUGCUGUAAGCAUGUUUCUAUCUUAAUGUUAUGUAUGCUCAGCUCUCAGCUUUAGUUCAAAUUUAUCUUAUGUUCGUGUAAUGAUGUGCAAACUGCCUACAAGGGGAGUUUCUAAAGCCCUAGAAGAUCAGAAAAACUGAUUUGAUAGUUUCAUUACUACUUAGUAAAGUUGAUUACUUCUUACUCUCCACUUGCUCCUUUCAUUUUGUACAUUCAUGCCUCAUCUGUCUUAUAUUUUAAUAUUUGGUUUUUGUUAAGCGUCCUUCAUUGGUCUGUAUAGUGUCUGCUUCAGUAUAAGGAAGAUAAGAAUACUGUGUCCAAUGUCCUUUUGCUUAGUAUGGUUCUCUCUUAUGAUGGUUUAUGAUGUUUGGGCUGGAUGUGCUGGGGGAUAUUUCCCAUAGGACUUCGCAAUCUAUCUGGUAUGUGUUUCUGUGUGAGCUUUCUGGUAGGACCCACAUGCUUCAAGGUUGGGAGGAUUCAUCUACCUCUGUCAUUUUUGAGAGACAAGGUACUGAGAUUUGAUGCCUGUAUUUCAGUCUGUGCUAUUCCUCAUGGGCUUUGUAUUCAGAAGCUGUGCUUUGGAAGCAGCUUCUUGUCCUUUGCUCAUAAGAUGUCUCUUAAAUGUGAAUUUAAAUAAAAUCCAUAAUGUGGGGUGCUUUUUCAUAGGCUUUGUCACAUGUGUUUCACUGUGCAUCUUGCUUCUUGUGAUACAGUCUACAGUUGUUUCAUCUGUAUUUCAUUGAUUCUGGAAAGAAGAGGGGAAAACUAGGGCAAGUUUACAAUCUUCCCUAAGAUAAUUUUCUUCUCCUCCCCCCCACAUUAUUUUUUACUAUAUGAUUGCCCCUUCCUAACAGAGCAGACUUAUUGAUCCUUAAAUUAGGCUGGAACACAGCAGAAUUAUUUGCUAACAUUCUGCAUGUGGACUCAUAAGAGUGAAUUAACCACUAGUUUUCCAUUAAUUUUUAAGAUCCCUAAGCAAAUUUGGUAUUUGUCACCUUUGUGCUAUUUUGGAGAUGUCCAAAAGCUUAUCUGAUACGUAGUUCUAUUAAUACAACCCUUUUUUUCCCCUCUUCCUUAAUCCUUCUUCUGUAUCUGUUAUUUUGUUGUCUUAUGACAACUUUGCAAACAUUCCUACUUUUUUGUGAGGGGGAAAAAAAGCACCAGAACCCAAAAUAAGUAAGGAUGUUUUUUUAGGGCACAAUUUAAAAAACCAAACAAUAGGAAUUCAAAUAGUGUAGAAAACAACGUCCGUCCUUCUACUCAGAUGAGAUACUGAACAGAUUUGUAUGUGAAAAUCAGAGCCUAAAGAACAGGUUUUACUUUGAAAACUCUGAAGCCAAACCUUUUCAGCUAAAUAAAAAGGCAGGUACAAUCUGAUGAUGAAUUUGAGAUGUGUUAAAGGGUGAGGAGAGAAACCCAAACUUGAUGUUAAUAAUCCAGUGCUAUCAAAAUGAUACAUGAACACUAGUACUCCCCAACUGCCGAAGGAAGAUUGCUUCUGAUGGAGGAGAGUGAGACACCUUGAAUCAGUAGUAAAACUAGGUGUAGAAGUGUUUCUUUUGUUCCUAACUCCAGGGCUGUGUAAUACAGUUGGAGAGACUGAACACUGACCUUGUUAAUGGCGCAUUAACUGUGAAUGAGAUACGUUGACACAUCUGUGUGAUUAUCAACUUCUGCUCAGCUCAAGUGUAGUAGUUGGUUCACAGGGACCUGCAGGACAUAGAUGCUUGUAUCAGAAAGGCUCUGUGUGUUUAGAAGGUAGAAUAGGUUAACACUAAUUUCUUCUCAGUCCCACUGAAAUGAGUAAAGCCAUCAUGUAGCAUUUCUGAAAAUUUGGUACUUAUUGUUAGUUAUUGCAUAAAAAUAAUGGAUUGUUUGGAGAGCCCACAAAGCUCAAAAAGACUCUGCAGAUAGAGGUGUCAUAUCUAUUAAUUACCUAAUAACCAAAGUAAGAAUUGUAAAAUGAAAUAGGUACAAAAGCCAGCAGAAUGUUUAAAAAUACUUUGUAGACAUUAUGCCAUAUUCUUCUCUUUAACAGAGAGAGUUGAUUAAAAAUUAAUUUAUACAAAUAUUCAGGAAAUCUCUGAAUGCCACUUCAAAGUUUUCCUGGUGUAUUGUUUUCCCUGAUAGCCAUUUGGCCACCUGGAUAGAUCUAUUUGACAGUGUCAGAGCAAUACUGUCCAACCUGAAAGGUUCUUUUUUUGUUUUGGUCUUAUUUUUGCAUUGUUGUUUUAAAAUUUGUCUCUGACUUAACCAUCUGUAUUCUAAAAAUAAUAUUUAAAAAAAAAUCUGCUUACAUUGUGAUUUAUGAUAGCCUUUAAUUUAGAGUAUACAACACAAUCUAUAGAUAUUUUUUUUUGGAUAUGCAGCUUUCUAAAGUGUUCUUAUAUAUGCCCAGAAAUGAAAGUUGUAUAAUUAUAAUGAAAAUGUGAUUAGAUGAAGUUACCUAUCCAGAAUCCCAGUGCAACUCCUUCAGAUGUGCUGGGUGGACAAGUAAGUGAAAUUGCCUUUUAGUCUCUAUGGGUUAAUAAAUAUUUUUUUAUAAUUAGCCACAGAUAUUCCUUUUUUAAAUUAUACUUGGCAGACAGAAGAUAUUUAAUUUUAUAUACAAUAUACAUAGUUACCUUGAUUGACAUAUUUAUAACAUAGAGCUUUGUGUUUACUAUGAAGGGUUUAUCUUGUAUCCCAUGGACUUCAUGGGUAAAAAUUUUAAAAAGCCAGUUAGCGUAUAUGGAAGGAUAUGGAAACUGUCUUCAUGAAUUCAGAAUGAGGACAUAAGAGCAUUUCAAAAAGCAAUAGCCACAUCUUAUUAACGGAGUAUCUGGGUUUUUUCUUCUUUUUUUGAUUGGGGCUGGUCCCUAACAGCUAUUUCAAUAACAUCUGGAUGUGAGUAACCGAUUGAAACACGACCAUCUUCCUCUUCUGACUGUCAUGGACUAUUGUCUAGCAUAUGGAAAAAUUCAGGGUAUUGUAUUUGUUUUGCUUUGGACAAAUGUCUCAACAGACAUAUUUAAUUAAAACUUUAAUGUGUUUGAAAGAAAAAUACCCUCUUUAACUAGGCUGAUUUAUCAGUUUUCAUAAUCUUUUAAUCCCAAAAGUCUGUUGUCUAAAUAUUUUCAAUAUUGUUGCAUUUAUCCGGGUGUCUACAGGUUAAAGUGGUUCUGGCUGGUGCCCUUUUGUUACAACUGCUACCUUCAUUUUUCUACUGUUUGUACUUCAAUCUUGAAAGUUUACUGGUUUCUACUUGUUGGAUUUUGUGGAGGGAGAGUGUAUCUUAGGCACUACAGUUCAUCCAGCUUUAACUCACACAUCACAGUUCUGAAGUAAAAAAAUAUUUUGAUUUUUAUAUUGUGGCCAAUUUAUUGCAUUUUUAAAUGAUUUCUAUACUUAAGACAACAUAUAUGACAUAAUAUAACAAAUGACUUAGCUAAUCAUAUCUGUCUAGAUUUACUCUUCUGUGUUAGUGUCAUUUUGAAAUUAUUUGUAUAUGUUGAAGUUUGUAAGGGUUCAGGAACCCACAAUAAAAUAGUGAAGUAUGUAUUUAUUUCUCAUGAUAAUGCUCAAUUUUGAUUUUAAAGUUGACACUUUGUAUGUCUUUUCACAGAAUUGUAAACAAACACCGAAAAACUGCUUCACCUAGUGUGCCUUUCAUGUGUGGUAUAAACACUUGUCAUUCACAAAAAUAGAGAUGUAAAUUUAUUAAACCAGUAAACACUAUUUUUGUAUUGUUAGUCAUUAAUGCAUCUCUGGCUUCCUUGUGCUUUGUUUCCACGAAUACCAGUUUUAUGGCUACUGUAGUCAUUGCCUUCCCUUUGUGCACUAAAUAGUAAAUCUGGUAUCAUGGGGAAUCAAGGUUGUAUCACUUUUGCUCUGCUCUGCCUUCAGCUGCUACCUGAAAGAUGGAGAUAAAGCAGAUUGCUGAUGGAAACUAGAAGGUACUCCAGAUUUUUUUCCUUGACUUGUGUGAAGAGAUGCUUAGUGUGGGGUAUCUGUAUCCUCAGUGAUGGUUCUGGGUCCUCUAGGAAAACAUAGCAGGCAUAAUCUAAACAUUCUGAUUCUAGCUGAUAGUUCUAUGUAUGGUGUCUGAGCAACAUCCAGGCCUGACUUCAUCCUUUGGGGAUAUAGAUCCUUUACUGACAGACUGGUGAUUGUGAACAGCUCAGAAGUAUUAGUUAAAAUAGUGGAUUAGAAUUCCAUCUUGAGCUGAGCAGAAGGGAUACAAUUUUGCUUUUGUCAUAUGAGCACAAGUCUGCUGUGUAAUACUGUUGGUGGCUUGCUUUUGAAGUAAGAAAAACUGUAAUGUUUUGCCAAGGAAAAUCUUACAAGAAUACUCAAUAUGUGAGGGCAGAACCUGACUGUUGUCCCUACUCAGGCAAAAUUCCCCAUUGACUUGGGGGACUGCAGAUCAGUUACCCAUUUAUCACCAAAUCCUGAUCAAGAAUUUGAAGAAUAUAACAAGUUAGCAGGUGUUCAUACAGAGAAAAUUUACAGCCUUGAAGCAAUUUCACACUACUUUGGUAAGGGUGCUUGAAAGUUCUCAAACUGCACACAAGGCCAGCUGAUGAAAUGGGUGCUUUCCCUAGUGGUACCUACCAGCUGUGUUCACUGUCUUCUCAGUAUCAACAGCUGUAACUUAUGUAAGUGUAGCAUCUUUCAACUCUGUAUGUGAAAGUUGUGCUGUUAAUACUUGACCAGUUGCAAAGCAAGUCAACUCUACAAGAAAACGUAACCUCCAACUUGUUUUUACACCAGUAAUGAUUUUUCAAUAUGCCAUGUGCUUAUUUUUCUGUUGUUUUUUAUGCUAAACAAAAAACACAAGCUGAAGAAUUGUAAUGUCUUGCAAUACAGAAAGCAGUCUUCUUUUUAAAAUCCAUACUGUUACAGCAUAAUUUAAAUUGUGUAUUUAUCAGUUUUAAAUGUAAUUUUGCUUUUCUGGUCUUUUGUAUAUGGGCACAAUGCUUUUGUAAUUUUAUUUGUUUCUUACUUUGGUUGUCUUUCUGUCUUCUUUCUGAUAUUUGAAGAUUUGAGCUCUGGAUUUUCAUGGUACUCUUCUGAUCAUGUCUUCAUAGUGGUAAAAGUCUGUAUUUUUGUAUGUAGGGAAAAUGGUAGUUUUCUAACACUUAACUUGAUCAAUAUAGUAUGGAAUCAUUUGUGAAGGACUUUCUGUUUAAUAAAUGGAUAUAUUAAAGUACUAAAA
This is a messenger RNA of Apus apus (common swift), 9816 nucleotides long. It is a transcript of the gene CMTM4, whose product is annotated as CKLF like MARVEL transmembrane domain containing 4. The record is from RefSeq and is a predicted model, not a curated record. Gene Ontology annotation, cellular component: membrane. The coding region runs from base 311 to 946 and encodes 211 amino acids. NCBI's taxonomy places the organism in Eukaryota, Metazoa, Chordata, Aves, Apodiformes, Apodidae. The transcript is spliced from 4 exons.